Messenger RNA from Paramecium sonneborni, 1659 nucleotides. NCBI's taxonomy places the organism in Eukaryota, Ciliophora, Oligohymenophorea, Peniculida, Parameciidae. The record is from the annotation of a GenBank genome assembly.
AUGAGUGAUUUUGAAACAUUAGAAAAUGAUUUAGGGAAUAAAUACUGCAAUUUUAAAGAAAUUGGUUUUGGUUCUUAUGCUACAGUGUUUCAUGCAGAAUGUCUAACCACAAAGAAAAAUGUUGCAAUAAAAGUAUUUUUUUAUAAUUACAAUAGAUGUUCAGUAAAUAAGGAAUAUAAGUACAAAUUCUCUUCUAUCUAAAUUAAGAAAUAGAAAUAUUGAAAAGAUGCAAUCAUGAAAACAUCAUAAAAUUUUAUGAAAAAUAUGAAACUUAGAAUACUGUUUAUAUUGUGUUAGAAGAAUGCAAGAAGGAUCUUGGAGCAAUAUUUGAAGAAUAUUUUGAUUAUAAAAUGCCAGAAAAGUAUGUGAUAUUUAUUAUCCUUUAAUUGAUUGAAGGUUUUAAAUAACUUCACUUAUAAUUUAUAAUUCAUAGAGACAUAAAACUAGAAAAUAUAAUGGUGUAGAUGUCUGAUUAUUAAUUGGAAUAAUUAAAACAAAGAUAAUUUGAUGUUUUAUAUUCAGCAAAAUUUAAGAUUGCAGAUAUGGGAUUAUCUAAGUAACUUGUUAGUUAAACAGAUUUAACAUAAACUUAUGCAGGUUCACCAAUGACUAUGGGUAUUAUAUGAUUUACAGCUAGCUCCUGAAAUCUUAGAAAAUAAAUCAUAUGGAAGACAAGCAGAUAUUUUCUCUUUAGGAGUUAUCAUGUUUUAAAUGCUUUUUGGUAGAUUUCCAUUUAAAAAUUAAAAGGAUCACAUAAGUGAAAUUCAGAAUCAAAUAAUAUCAUUUUAAGAUACAUAGAUUCAAAUUUCAGAUUCAAUGAAGCUCAUCAUUUAAUCAAUGAUUAAAUAUAAUCCUAAUUAAAGACUAUAACUUAAUGAAUUAAAAUAAGAAUUGACUAAUUUGUUGAAAGAAAGUAAAAUCAUUUUUGAAUUUGAUGAUGAUUAAGAUCUAGAAAAUUAAUUUCAAUUAGAUUAAGAAUAACAAAUAAAAAAAGACAUCGAAAAUUAUGAAGUUUAAUAAUAAUAAGAAAAUGAUGAAUAAUUUGAAAUAUUAACAAUAGAUAAAUAUAAUGAUGAUAAAAUUAUUGAAUAAUUUUAAAAUAAAAGAAAAUAAUAUCUAUUAUUGUCUAAAGCAUAUUAAUAGAUUUAUGAAUAAGAUAUUGUUGAUUAAUUUUUCAAUUAUGAUUAAUAUUAGGAAUGUGCUUAAUAAUUGUAUUAGCAUUUGAAAUCAUAAUUAAAUGAAGAUUAAUACUAAAAUAUACAAGCAUGUAUAUAUUUAAAAGAAUUAAUUUUAAAUGAAGAUUAUCGUUUAUUUAGUUCAUAAGAAAUAGUUAAAGAAUACAAAUAAGAAUCACUUUUUGGCUUAAUAAAAUAAUCAAUAUUUGGAGCUCCUUAAAAAUAAUCAUUUGAGAAUUAAUUAAAUGAAGUAAGGAAAUUAAAUUUGUAAUUAAUAGAGAAUUUAAGAGUUGAUAUUUAAAAUCAAAAAUAAUAAUAUUUAUUAAUUACUUUAGUUCAAUUAGAAAUGUUUUUUAAGAAUCAAACAUAAGAGUAUUAAAAAUUAGAUUAUAAUUUGUUUAAUUUAGAUUAAGAUAGUUUAGAUUAAGAUCCUAAAUAAUUGUCAAAUAUUUUAGAUUAAAUAUUUACUAAUAUUCUAACUUGA